AUGGUGGGCGAGUCUCGGCGCACAGUAUGCGUGGCGGGGUGUACGCGGUUGACUUUGCGUAGGUGUUCUUUCCGGGACGAGCUGCUGGCGCCGCCCCCUGCGAAGCCGCCCGCAAUUGUGCUUACUAAUUGGUUUGGGGGGCUAGGCCCUGCUUCCCGAUCUUCCAGGUCCCGGACUGCCUCGCCGGGGCCGAGGGGUGAGUCGGAGGGACGAUCGGGGUACCGCCAUUGGUAUCAUGGAGGGACCAAUUUUGGACGAACUUCUGGCGGACCAUAUAUCACGACUUCGUACGAUUAUGAUGCUCCUUUGGAAUAUAUAGGUAAUUUGAAUCAACCCAAAAGGGGACAUUUGAAACGACUUCAUGAGCUUCUGAGAUCAAUGGAACAAGUCUUGACUAUGGGUUCCUCUAGAAAUGUUGAAUAUGGAAACUUGAUGACUGCCACAAUUUACAGUUAUGCUGGAAAAGAAGUUUGCUUUCUUGGAAAUGCCAAUUCAUCAAUGGACGCCAAUAUUAACUUCCAAAACACUCAAUACACUGUUCCAGCAUGGUCUGUCAAUGCUCAAACAUCCAUAAUGGUCAAAAACAAUGAUGAUUCAAACACAUUGAAUUGGGAUUGGAGGCCUGAGGCUUUGUACACACAAACGAAAAUUGGCCAACCCCUUGGAUCUGUUGCUAUGUCUUCUCCUCAGCUUUUGGAUCAAAAGUUGAUCACAAAUGGUACAACUGAUUACUUGUGGUACAUCACCAGGUAUAAUAAUUUCUCUGUGACCCCAUUUUGUCGCAUUAAGCUAAGAGUGAAAACCAAAGGGCAUAUACUUCACGUGUUUGUUAAUGGUGCACAUAUUGGUUCUCAAUAUGCUCGAUAUGGGCAAUAUUCUUUCACUUUUGAGGGAAGCAUCAAAAUGAACCAUGGGAAAAAUGAGAUAUCUCUAGUUAGUGGCACUGUUGGUUUAGCUAACUAUGGUCCCCACUUUGACAAUGUGAAAGUUGGUAUUAGUGGCCCUAUUCAAUUGGUAUCACAAAAGGAAGGCACUGAGAUGAUCAAGGAUAUCUCCAAAAACGGGUGGAAAUAUAAGGUUGGAAUGCAUGGUGAGAAUGUGAAGCUAUAUUCCCCUGGCAGCAUUAAUCAUAUAAAAUGGUUUACAAAUGGUCUUCCAACCGAUAGAAUAUUCCUUUGGUACAAGGCCACAAUUUACAGUUAUGCUGGAAAAGAAGUUUGCUUUCUUGGAAAUGCCAAUUCAUCAAUGGACGCCAAUAUUAACUUCCAAAACACUCAAUACACUGUUCCAGCAUGGUUUUUUUGGAAGGCAGAGAUCCAUAGCCAUAGCUAUGGAUCUGGAGCUCGAGCUGUGGAAAUCUGGGGAGAAAUUGUGAAGAGACUUGAAGCUAUAGCUGUGGAUCUGGAGCUCGAGCUGUGGAAAUCUGAAAUACAAUUUGAAGCUCCAGAGAGUUGA
Molecule: messenger RNA, 1455 nt
Organism: Cajanus cajan (pigeon pea)
Lineage: Eukaryota; Viridiplantae; Streptophyta; Magnoliopsida; Fabales; Fabaceae
Source: RefSeq, a predicted model, not a curated record